This is a messenger RNA of Bufo bufo (common toad), 4278 nucleotides long. It is a transcript of the gene MCAM, whose product is annotated as melanoma cell adhesion molecule. Gene Ontology annotation, cellular component: cell-cell junction. Gene Ontology annotation, molecular function: cell adhesion molecule binding. Gene Ontology annotation, biological process: cell-cell adhesion. The transcript is spliced from 18 exons. Bases 74 to 1975 code for a protein of 633 amino acids. The record is from RefSeq and is a predicted model, not a curated record. Lineage: Eukaryota; Metazoa; Chordata; Amphibia; Anura; Bufonidae.
UGACGUCAGCCUGUCUCUGCUCUCAGUCUUCUUCAGAUUCUGCAGGCUGCUGUGUACAGUAGCAUACAGGACCAUGGAUACACUGAUCCUGCUCUCCCUGUGCCUGCUCAGCUGGAGAGGGAUACAGGGGCAGCAUGAUAAUUCCACCAAAGUAAUGAACAACAUGCUGGGUCAUAAAAUAUCUCUUCCAUGUGACGUGUACAGCCAUGAUGAUUCCAGCACCCCCACACUACAGUGGUUGUAUGAGAAGAAUGGAAAACACAUUGUCAUUUAUACAAGUGGGCCAUCGGGAACAAACAUAGAAGAAUCGGACAUGAAAAGUCGGGUCAAUGUGAAUAAGCAUAUGCACCUGGUCAUUGAACACACAAAAGUAGAAGACGAAAAGCUAUUUACUUGCCGCGUUGAGGACCAAACUGGCAAAGUCAAGGAAAGCAAUGUGCACCUCAGAGUCUAUAAGGCUCCUGAUGAUCCAGAAAUUACAAUGGAAGAAAAUGGAAUUCACAUAACAGAUGAGGCUGUUUGGAUUGGACAAUGUGAAACGAAGAACGGUUUUCCCGCACCCAAUAUUACGUGGUAUAAGAACAAUACACAACUGAAAACUGGAAAGGAUGGUGUGGUGGUCACUACUCAGAUCACAGUGAAGUCCAAUGGUCUGAUUACAGUCAAGAGUGUCCUCUCGUCUCCUGUGUAUAAGAACGAUGUUUACUCUACUUUUUACUGUGAGGUUUCUUAUCACCUUUCAAACGGGGCUUUUAUGAAGGAAUCGGAUAGAAAAAACUUUACUGUAGACUACCCAAACACUGAAGUAAAGCUAUUUGUGAAGAGCCAACAUGAGAUAAUAAAGGAAGGAGAUAAAGUACAGCUGAUAUGUAUGGGCGAUGGGCACCCACAGCCUCAGAUCACGCUGUUCAGGAAAGAUGAGGAAGAACCUCUUGUAGAGGAUUAUUCAUUUUCCUGGACAGUCUCAAGGCAUGAUUCUGGAGGAUAUAUCUGUAGAGGGCUUAGUAUGGAUGACUUUAAUGAAAUGGAAGCGGAGAAUGAACUACACGUCCACUACCUGGAUCCUCCUGUGCUAUCUGAAAAGUCUCCUUUUAUUGUGGACCUUGGAAGUGUUCAUAGUGUUUCCUGCCGUGCAAAUGCUUCAGCUCACACAGACAUCCACUGGACGAAGGACGGCAGCACCAUAGCCAAUGGUUCUGACUUGAGCCUCAGUUUCCUGGAUUACGCUGACGCAGGACGGUACGCCUGUGUUGCAAGCAUAACUGGUGUACCAGGACUUACAAAGACCCAGGAGCUACUGGUGAUCCUAAAAGGGAAACCACAAGUGACUGUCAGUCCAGAGCAUGAAGAAGUACAAGACGGCGAAAUGCUGACUCUGACGUGUACAGCAGUCGGUAAUCCCACACCUAAAAUAACCUGGUAUAUCAAUGGCACAGAGGUAGAUGGUGAUGUUGUUAAUGCUUCUGAUAGUGAAGUUAUUAGUGAAUUGAACUUCCGAGUGACUCAAAAUCAUCUGAAUGGCCGAAUAUUGUGUAAGGCAGAGAAUGAAAUCAACAGCAGCAUGGAAUAUAUCCAACUACAGGAAAGAGUCGGACUCGUACCCACAGCUGUAUUUGGUGAUCACAGAGGAUCAGAAACCACAGUAGACCCAGGCUCCAAGGAAGAAUCUGAAACCACAAAAGACCCCAGCGUAGAGUCCAGAAGUCAGAAAAGCUAUGGCGUGGUGAUUGUGGCGGUCAUUGUGUGCAUUCUUCUGCUGGCCGUUCUGGGAGCGGUGUUGUAUUUCCUGUAUAAGAAAGGACGCAUCCCUUGUGGACGCUCUGGAAAAAAAGAUAUCACAAAGCCAGGAGAAAAAGAUCAAAUUGUCGUAGAAAUGAAGCCGGACUCCCCAGCUGAAGAAUCUGUCCUUCUUCCAGGAGCACAAGACAAGAAACAGCAAGCAGAGCAGGAAAGAUACAUGGACCUAAGAAACUGAGUUGCCUAAACCUAUGAGAUUUUACCCUGCUGUCUCCAUGUUUAUCAGAAAAUGUGGAUGUUAUGAAGACAGUCGAUCCACCAAAGACUCCCUGACUAAUCCAGCCAUGUUGUAACAGCUGGCGGAACAGUAUGAAAUCUUUGCCUGUACCUUGCUUCAACUGGACCUUCUCCUUGGACACGACAAUGACCCUUGUGGUCCCCACUCUGCCUUUUAAAAUUUAAGUUUUUUUGAAGAUCCAGUUUAACAUGAUGUAGACCUCCACUGAAGAUAUGACUCCUGAAGAGGAUGUGAAGGUCCCCGUUCAAUGAUUCACUUUGGUGGAAAUUGUUUUAGACAAUAUGAAUUGACAACUUAGUGGAGUUUCUCAAUUUUAUGGAAUUUUAAAUCUGCAAAGCAAUUUUUGGGCCAAUUUUUGUGUGCAUAAUACAAGAUCAAUGCUUGGCUGAAAUCACACAUGCAGUUUUUGAUGCAGCUUCUUGAGCAAAAGUCAGACAUGGAUCCAGCAGGAAGGAGAAGUUAUAUUUUACAUUUCCUUUAAAUAAAAAACUGCAUAUCUGAUUCAGAGUAUGUUCACACGGUUGUAUUAGCUUGCUGAAAAUUUUGGAGUGGAAUCCACAUGAAAGUCCCAAGCGUGUUCCAUGCUGGUUUUGUUAUGUGGUUUUCCAUGCAAACUUUUUUAGGCCUCCUACUGACUACAGUGGAAAUCCACACCAAGGCCUCUUUCACACUAGCGUGUUCGGUUUGGGAAACUUUGUGUGAUGGCCGCAGUUCCUGAACUUAUGAUGCUGUGAGUUCCUGCCUGACCAUGGGUCGAACUGUACUGUACUCAUGGCAUUAUGCGAGUACAGUACAUUCAGCCAGGAACUAACAGCAUCAUGAAUCAUUAUGAUGCUUCGAGUUCAGGUCAGAGGAGCAGUAUUCAGUCAUGAAAAUGCAGCCAUGACACAGAGCUUGUUUCCUGGACCAGAUACGCUCAUGUGAAAGAUGCCCAAAAAUGGAACAUGUGUUUUUUUUCAAUGACAUGGAUUACCAAAAUACAUACCGAAAAAAAAAGGCUCCAGCGCGGAUUUUCCGUUGACAACAAUGGCUGGUUCCUCACAUAACUGAAGUCUACCUGAUUUUACGAUGUAUGUUUUUUUAAAGUUAUUUGAUCAAUUCGAUUUAAAAAAAAUGAAAGAAAGAAAACAAUUAUGGAUUGAGAAAGUGGAUUCCACAUGAAAAAUCUACGUGAAAAAAUCAGUCUAAUGAAAUAUGCUGUUUGGAAGUUAUUAAAAUUUGGAAAGAAAGAAAACAAUGUUGGACUGAGAGAGUGGAUUCCACAUGGAAAAAUUGUGAAAAAUCUGCCAAGUGAACAUGGCCUUGGGGAAGUUUUUUUUCUGAUGUAAUGCAGAUUUUUCUGUGGAUUGAUAUGACAAAGGGAAAACUUGUUCAUGGUGUCUAUGAUGUAAAUAAAUGAGGGUGGCCUCGGCCUUGGACACCAUACUGACAAUGUUCUAGAAGUAUAACGAUGGUUUAUUUUUUUUCCGGUCAGAAUGUAGCAGAGAAUAUUCUAUAACAAAAAGGAACAUAUAUAUUUUCAGCAGAAUUAGACAUAGACUUUCCCCUCUUAUACAGAACUAUUAUAACUGGUAACAUAAAGACACAGUUCAGCACAAAGUAGCACAACCAAACAUUGCUCCGUCAGAGUUACGGCUACACGGCAACUUGAUAUGGCAAUAUUGCGUUUCUAAAGUCGAAACUAAUGACAGUGACUGUGGUCCAUCUGCAAACCAGCAGGUUUGGAUUCCCGCCGACCGUCAUGGUAAGCAUGCAGUUUGACCACAUUUACCACCAUUAAUUGUGAUGUACAUUGAGACACUGUGAUCUUACGUCACGUGGCCACAAGUUACCAUGUAGCCCCAGCUUUAGUAAUGUCGCUCAUGCACUGACAAUCCGACAACCUGUCACUUCAUCGUCUCAUUCAGCAUUUUUCUAGAUUACCAUUUCUGUAUUAGCUGAAACUGAUAGGUCAUAUACGUACAUCCCCAUAAAUUAUAUACUCUAUAUGCGUAACCUCAGGGCAAGAAGGGGCACUUUUCAAUCUGCCUUAGAAGAGCACACAACUAUACAUUACAUGGUCUCUUCUACAGACGUUACUACUUCUUAUCAUGCAGAAAAAAGUCUACAUAUAUAUAUAAAUAUAUUAUAUAUAUACUUAUAUAUUUGCAUUGGUUUGUGUGUACAUUUGAGGAAUCUAAUAUUGCUUUGCCAAUGUUUUUUAUGUAUGUGAAAAUAAAGAAAUAAAUCCUGGAAUAUCCCUA